CAGUGAUUCUAUGGGGAAUCACCUGCAUGUGUCUCGCGAUACCAAAGAGCUUUGCUGGUUUUGCCGCAGUCAGAUUUCUCUUGGGCUUCACCGAAGGCGCUGUUUCUCCAGCCUUCGUUACCAUCACGUCGAUCUGGUAUCAGAAGAGUGAGCACGCCACCAGGACAGGGCUGUGGGUGACCAUGAACGGUUUCGCUCAGAUCGUCGGCUGUCUGCUCAUGUACGGCAUCGGCAAGAACACGUCGCUGUCCCUCGAUCCCUGGCGCACUCUCUUCCUCGUCUGUGGCGCCAUGACAGCGGCAUCUGGCGUUGCCUUCUAUUUCCUCAUGCCAAACGGGCCGAACGAUGCUUGGUUCCUCAAUGCUCGCGAAAAGGAAGUUUUAUCGAUGCGUAUGGCCAAGGACCGCGAGGGAGGCGACAAAACAUCGUUCUCCAUGCGACAGUUGCGAGAAGCGUUGCUGGAUGUUAAGACGUGGUUUGUCUUCGCUUUCGGUGUGCUCGUCACCAUGCAAAGCCCGGUUCUGACAUUCGCCUCCCUUGUGAUCAACACAAUAGGCUACGACCGCUACCAAACCAUGCUCUACACCGCUCCCUCCGGUGCCGUCCAAGUCACGUUCCUCUGGAUCGGCGUACUAGGCUGCUAUCUCUUCCCUCGAAACCGCACGCAAGUCGUGCUCGCGCUCAUCAUCCCUCCCCUGAUCGGCAACGUGCUCCUCCUCAAGCUCUCACUUGACGCGGGAUGGGGCAUGAUCGCCGCCUCCUGGCUAGCAUCCUGCAUCACAGCCGUCAUGUCGCCGCUGCUGUCACUGACGGCUUCAAACGCAAAGGGCAACACGAAGCGCUCUGUCGUCAGCGCUGUAUUCUUCAUCGGGUACUGCGCGGGCUGUAUUGCGUCGCCGCAGCUGUGGACGCACAAACCGAGGUAUUUCAGUGGCGUUGUGACGGCGCUGGUCACGUGGUGUACGCUGUUUGUUGUCGUCAUCGCAUACUGGCUUGAGUGUAAGCGCGAUAAUGCGCGGAGGGAUGCUUUGGACCGCGAGAGCGGGGUGGAGGAGUACGUGCACGGUGUUGUGCUGGACAAGAACGGGGCGCCGAUUACGGAUUUGACGGAUAAGGAAGAUGUGAGGUUUAGGUACAGUUGGUAGGUGGCACGUGUGUUUACAAAUUCUAUGCAAUUGUUGACCCUGUA
Didymella exigua CBS 183.55 is the source of this 1189-nucleotide messenger RNA. RefSeq names its product MFS general substrate transporter. Gene Ontology annotation, cellular component: plasma membrane. Lineage: Eukaryota; Fungi; Ascomycota; Dothideomycetes; Pleosporales; Didymellaceae. The transcript has 3 exons. The coding region runs from base 27 to 1145 and encodes 372 amino acids. Gene Ontology annotation, molecular function: dipeptide transmembrane transporter activity; allantoate transmembrane transporter activity. The record is from RefSeq and is a predicted model, not a curated record. Gene Ontology annotation, biological process: transmembrane transport; dipeptide transport; allantoate transport.